Stylonychia lemnae is the source of this 2223-nucleotide messenger RNA. Lineage: Eukaryota; Ciliophora; Spirotrichea; Sporadotrichida; Oxytrichidae. The record is from the annotation of a GenBank genome assembly.
AUGAUUUGCAAAUAAAUUAACCCUCCCCUAGAUAAUAAGGAAUAAUCUAGUAAAAUGUUGUUCACCAAUAGGUUAGGUUUGAGUAAUAACCUGGCUAAUAAGGUCUCAACAAUGGCUCUUAUAUGUGUAUUAGCUCUUAUAGCAAUAGGAUUUUUUAAGAAGUACUUCUAUACAAUUGGUGGAUUCUUUCUAAUUUUAUGCUUUAUCCAGAAAUUCGUCCUAAGAACUUGCAGAAAAUGGAAACUCUCAGUUUUUAUAAUUCUCAGGUUUAUAUUCAAUGCUAACAUCACUACUAUAAUUAUCAUUGUUAUACUUUCAACUAUAAAGCUUGAGGAACUUGCUUUUCAAGAUGUUUCUUGGGAUUCAAUGGCAGCCCCUGUUUACUUUUUCAUGACAGAAUUCCUUCUGAUAAGCAUAGUUUCAUUUGUAGUACUGGUUAAUUGCUUCAUCUAAAUUUGCUGCAAUCAAAGCAAGAGAUCAAGAAAUUUAAACUUGAAUCAUUAACUUAAUGCAAUUUAAAACAAUCUAUAAGCAGCUGCUUAAUAAAGUGCUUAGUUUAACGAUAGAAGUAGUAAUUCUAGUAUUGAUGGGAUGAGUAUGAUUAGUGGAGCGAGUAGACAGAGUACUACUGGAUAUUCUAGUGAAGGAUUGCUCAUUUUAUUUUUGCUGCUUAGAAACAUAACCUAAUUAAGUGAGUUAAAGAAAGAAAGUGGUUAAGAGGAUGCUAAUAUUGUUAACAACCGAGGAGAACUAAUUUUGCUAUAUUUAUUUGGAAUCAUAGCCUUGACUAUCGCAUUUUUCGACUAAUUAAAAGAUGGAGCGCCGUAAAAUCCUAAUCCUAAUGAUUAAAGAGAUUCAUAGAAUGAGGUAAAUGAAAAUGAGUUAUAUCAACAAGAACUAGAAAAAAUUAUGGCUGAUCCCGAGGUAAAUAAAGUACCUAAAUUCUUCAUGAAAAUAUCGAACUCAUAUUUUAUGAGUGCUCACAAAUAUACUGAUUAUCUCAAAAGUUUCCUAUUUAAGAAAAGAAGGAGAAUUAACACUACAUAGAUUACAACAGAAAUAAACUAGAAAAAUAACAAUACAAAUACCAAAAUUACUAACGAAAGAAUUACAAAACAAGAUGAGACAAUUAAAGCUGAUAAACUUAACAAAAAGAACGAAUUGACUCCAAAUAGUGGUUCAAAAAAACCUAGUAAAAAAAUUUUAGCACAAAAAAGGCUAGCAACUGAGGAAUAUUUCGAUGAAUUAUUCUUUAAAAAAGCAGAAAAAGAUAUACUUAGUACAACUAAAAAAUAAAGAAACACGUUUAGAGAGACGAAUAAAUUGCCACAAUAUCUUUAAAGCUAUGAAGAUGUACCGAAUGAAGUAGAAAGCUUGAAAAGCUCCAUUUAAAACGUUGACUGCAUGAUUUGCUUUUCUGCUUAAUCAGAUUCUGUUAUAUCUCCAUGUGGACAUGGUGGAGUUUGCUUUGAAUGCUGUUAAAGGAUAAUUUAAGAUGUGGUGAAGAAAAACUAGUUCACUUCCUUCAAAAAUUAAAAAAUAUAUAACUUUAGAUGUCAUCUGUGUAGAAUUAUCGGGCUCAAAGUUUACCAGUUAAACUUCAAUUAGAUAAAAGAGAAGCAAUUUAAGUGCAAAAAGGGGAGUAUUAAACAAUAGGAUAAAUAUCUAAUCGCAUAGAAGUAACUAUGCAUACCAGUAAAAUGCUUAAUUGAUCUUAGACUUAAUCCAUUGAUUUGCAUUAAUCUAGGACCUGAGGAUAGUAAAAAUGUAAGUGUGGAAUUUCAGCAUUACUAAUCAAUAGAAGAAUGCAAGUCGGCUUAAGAUAUCCAUGAAUACGAUGAACUUAAUUUUACUUAGAACCCAGAAAAUAGAAUCAACCAGUACAUAUUUUAGAAUGCCCAAAGUGAAAAUGAUGAAAUGGCUUUUGAAAUCAGAGAUAAUAACUUAGAGGAUACCAGUAAGUUCUCUUAGACUAAAGAUAUUGGAUUUAAAUACUACCAGAAUUAACAUUACUAAGUUAAUAUUAAUGCUCAUGGUAUAAAAAAUUCACUUGAAGAAUCCGGUAAAAUAAGUCUAUAGUUUGAAUUGCCUGAUGAUAUUGAAGAGGAAUUAGAUUUGUCUUAGUAAAUUUAUCACAAAGAUAAGUAUUUUAAAGAUGAGACUCUUAGAGUAAACUUGAAAGAUACCUUAAUGAAUGAUUCACAACUUGACGAUCUUAUUUGA